Molecule: messenger RNA, 7708 nt
Organism: Paramuricea clavata
Lineage: Eukaryota; Metazoa; Cnidaria; Anthozoa; Malacalcyonacea; Plexauridae
Source: the annotation of a GenBank genome assembly
UUUAUCAUCGUUUUUAUAAUCAAAUGAACAACACGUUGGGCUCAUUGGUUUGGCUUUAAAAUCGUUAUAAAACUUGUCGUUCGGAAACAUUGUUUACAAAGUUAGCUGCUUUCUUAGAUGGCUAAGGACACACUUACAAAUGGCGAUGCUACAGCAUCAUCUUCCAGGUAUGUGUACAACAUUUGUAUUGGUAUAUAAAAUAUGUACUUUUUAUAUACAAACAUAUUCAUAUAAUCCUAUUCUUUGCUGCCUCCAUAAUCUGGCUAUAUAUUCUCGUCUGUAGCGGCCGUAAUUAGUCAGCUCUCACAAUCAUGUUUUUUGCACAUAUACUUUAGCAUGUUUUGUGCGUUAUUAUGAAGCACAUUUGGCAAACAAAUUCUGUUUGUGCAAUUAUUCUUCCAGGGAUGGGAGCUUUAUUAAAUAAUUAACAAGACGAUCUAUAGAGCGUUAUUAAACUCGCUGGGGCUAUACAAACACGCACAUUACUUAUAUGAUACUGCAAUCAAAUUGGCAAUUGAAGAGUUGUCAUCCGACUCUUGUUGGAAAAUCCUUGACUGUUCUUAUAAAACCAUAUAUAGCAGGUAUGGUUAGCAUACUGUAAUUCUUUGUCGUUGAUUUACAGUAAGAUUGCUACUGUCGGUCAGGUAAGAUAGCUAGUGUAGACUGGAUAUAGGUUCAUGUCUUGCUGUACAAGAGCUAGGGGUCAGCGGUUAGGGUUAGAGUCAGGAUAAGGAUGAAGGACUCGUCAUUCAUAAACAGCGAGACAUGAAUUUAUAACCUUCUGAUUUGACUUCCACUACCGCUACCAGUGGUGUGACACUCAUUAGGUAUUUAAUUGGGUAAGUUCAAAAACUAAGGGCCCCCGAUAGUUAGGGGCCCCCAUCAGCCAUGGCAUAUCGCUUUGAAAAAAUGCAGGUUAAGAAUCAAUGGGAAAAUGCAAAAUUAGUAAUGCUAAAUAAUAAAGCAUCCAUCGACAACGGUAACUGAUUUUGUUAUUCCAUAUGAAAUAAAACAUAUGUUAUUCUUAUUAGGGACCGAUUACAUCGAGCACCUUGUUGACCGGGUUGAAAUUUCAGCCCAGCAGGGCUUCAGUUAGAAGGGUUGAAAUUUCAACCCCUCAUUAAACUCUACUCUGUGUUGAAAAUUUUGUCAUGUAAUUGUUUCACCCUCAACAGGGGCUGAAAUUAUUCAUGAGAUAUUCAAGCAUGUGUGGUAUUGACUAUUUAUUACAAGAAAACAAAAUGGAGGCUAUCGAGCAGUUUUUUACUUCCUGGAAUCCAUGCCGGAACGUAUAGCAUUUCAAGCCCAGGUUUGAAAUUGUCUAUGUAAUUGCAAAAAUUUAAACUUGGUUAGGGACUGGUCAUAAUUUAGCAGGAAGUGUGGGGAGGUGGAAACAGUGGGGGGUCACAUAUGUUUUAGCAAGGAAAAGGAGGGUUCAUAAAAUAUUAGACAGUUUAUGAAGGCGGGGAGGGGUUCUGCUGUUUUAGUUCAAUUAAUUGUUUUAUACAUGCCUUUUCACAUUUUGUUUGAGUUGCAUUCAUUUGAAAAAAAUGGAUUCUUUAAACUUUUAUAUGACUAUGACUUUAAAGUUUUAUAUAUGACUGUGUAUUGGUAUAAUAUAAAUUUUAGUACUUGAUUUAAAGUGCAACUAGAAAAUUAGAAAAUUGAAAGUGUAAUUACUAUUUUUUUGAAUGCAGUAGGUAGGUAUUUUACUGACACGAGCAAGAGAGGUGGGUGGGGGGCAUUAUUUUUCUGGGUUAUGUCAAAGCAGGGUCACAAAAUAUCAUUCCUUAAAAUUUUGAAUUACACCUCUGCACCCCCCUGAUAAAUUAUGACCAGUCCCUUAACAGGGCUGAGUUCAACCCCUGGGGUUGUUGAAAGUGCUCCAUGUAAUUAUCAGCAUCUUGUGUUGGAGACUGAUGUUUUUAUAGACAAUUAGACACUUUAUUUUCCAGAACAUUCUAUAAAUAUUCAAUAUAGCUAAAUAUAAUAUCUCAGGGGGGGAGAAAUGUCUUAAAAAAAAUGUCCGUACUAACCUAAGCGUAAAAUUUUUACCAAGCUUGUUGUCAACCUUGGACAAGCUGUUGCCAAGUUGGACCUGCAACUUUGACCAACUUUAAACAAAUAUUUUCCUUUUUGACUAACUUUGACUUAUUUUUGAAUUAUUGCCCCAGUAGGGACGUCCCUGCAACUAGGCUUGAUUACCAGCUUCCCGAAUGCUGACUGGUAAUCAAGCCUAUAUGUCAGCAGGAUAUUUAAAACGCUAUAACACUCGAUCAGGGACGAAUACUUGUAUUUGAUAUAAUUUUUUUUUAAUAAUGCACUUGCUCCAUUGAUGCACAAAACAUAUAAAAUUAUCAACCUUAUAUUACAGUGCAGCAAAAUGUGAAAAGAAGUUAAAAGGUGGAGAUACGAUAGAAAAGGUAUUAAAAUUAUUCAGAACUUGAGGGCAUCAAUCUCAGUGCAGUGAUUUAGGCGUAAAAAAUACCUGUGGUUCCGGUUUCAUAUCGUGAAAAAUUAGGGUCGGUAGGUCAGAAAUAAUUUUUUUAAAAUUAUUUUUUCAUGGUUUUGGUGAUUUUUGCUGGCUGGGCAAUUUGCAGUAGAGUCCCGACAUCAAUAAUAACGAGAGAUGCGUAUUUCCUAUGGACGAAUUUAGGCAAUUUGGUUCAAUAAUUAGUGUGCCAUUUUGGCACGCUGUAUGAGCAGCCCGCAACCACCUGGAGAAAAUAGGGUCGCACGGUCAAUCGUGUUGAAAAAAUAAUAGGGUGGGCAGAAAAAAUAGGGUCGGUCGGGAACCGGAACCACAGGUUUUUUUAUGCCUUUUAUAGAGAAUAAGACAACAAGCCAUAUUUUGCAACAGGAGCACAGGAACUUUGGGUCUCCUAAUUAAACAUGAUUUCCUACAUUUUAGGUGUUGUUAUAAUGACUGUGGAUAUGCAUAUUAAACCAAAAAUUACAAACACUACCGAUUAUGGCUAGAAUUACACUGAUCUGAAUAUAAGGAAAAAUAGCAUUACUGCAUGGUGUGAUCAUGACCCUAAAAAUGGAAUGAAAAUUAAUAGGAAUGGCUGUGUUUUAAUUGCACAGUAAUGCCAAAUACUAUAUGAAGUUAGCAAAAAUUUAAUGAUUUCAAAGAUUAUUUCAGUCUUGAUAAGAUACAGGUAGUACUCAUCCCGCACCCCCUCCCCAACUCAAAGGAAUUAUUAACCCACUACACCCCCUUGAACAAGGCUUGCACUUUUCAUAUGUUCUUUACAUAUGUAAUAUCGAAUAAGUACCUGCAAUUAUACAAUACCUGCAAUAUAUACAAUUAUAUACAAUACAUACAAUUAGUACCUGCAAUAUAUACAAUACAAUUAGUACUGUACCUGCAGUAUAUACAAUUGAACCAAUCUUGUCUAAUGUCGCUGAUCUUUUGUCUUGGAUCAUAAUGGCCACUAACACAGAGUUAAAUCAAUUAGGCCGGCUUAGGUGAGGGGGACAGUAAUUCCAUGCCAUUUCAACACAGGCAUGACACCCACCCUCUCCAAAUUUCUUUAUAUUUCGCAAGCAGUUAACAUUGUGUGGGAAUAGUUUAGUUCAAAAUUUGAGCAUCUUAGCUGCAAUAGUAUUUUGAGAUAUUUGAAUAUGGCCUGAAAAGCAAAAAAAUGGGCGUGGCCAGUGCUAAAUUCACCAUUACCCUAUUUUACAUUUUGACCUGUAACUUCAUACCCGUACAUGGUAUAUCCAUCAAAAUUUGCACAAAGAUGUAUUUGUAUGCGGAGAUUUCAAAUAUUGCACUUUCAUCUUUGUAUCUGCAACUAGUAAAUAAUGUGUUAUGGCACAGCAAAAAGUCUAAUUAUGUUUCUGAAGACACGAAAUAUACAUCAUCUUUAUUGGAAAUUUUUUUAUGGAAGCCAUACAUACACAACCGUAAUUUUUAUUCCACAUCAUAUCCACAUGCUAUUCUACUUUCAAGCAAAAUUUGGUGAUGGUUAGUUGCCUGCUUUAAAAAGUAUAGAGCCUUUUAAAGUUGUUGUAUUUUCUAAAUAACUUUAAUAGUACGUUUAGGGUGUUUGUUCAGAAUAAAAUACAUCCAUUGAGAAAUGAGACUGCCAAAUACCUUAAUGUUUGAUUCUAUCAUUUUUUUUAAUAGUACAUUAUGCUCUCCAAGAGUAACUGUUAUUUCUUGUAUCAAAUUGCCUUUGAUCAAAAUCGAUGCAGUAUAUAUAGAGAUCACUACUGUUUAUCCAUGAAUGUGCGUAAGACUUCUUGGUCUUUAGGCUGCAGUUUGUACUGCCUCUCAGUGACUAUUGUUGGAACGCCAAUGUUAGAAAUAAUGUUCUCAUCCGAAACACAACAAAUAUUAGUGAUUGAUCGAUUAUUAUCAAUUAUUCAUCCAAUAAUCUACCCGAUUCUGAUUUUCUAUGACGUCAUAAUCCAUUUCGAGAUUUAUAAUGAUAAUUUACAACGUAACAUGUUACUAGUAGCAACCAAGGUUCGUUAAACCUGGACAUAAAUGACACACUUCACGUAUUAUUUCGUCGCGGCAACGGUUUGCUCCACACCUACUAUGCAACAAGCUACCGUUCGCGCAAGAGAUUAAACAGUUGUUGUUUUCACAUAAAAAAAGUGCAUUCAACGUGUAUCACCGCGCAAUAUAUAUGAUUUUUAAAGUGCGUAUUUUCUCAACAUCAGUUUUACACAAUCAGAAAAUACAAAUUAUUCUACCGAUUCCGAUUGUCUACCGAUAAGCAAAAAUCGGUCCUAUUCCGAUUAUAAUUUUUUAUUUACUUUUUAUUAAAAACAUCUUGUAACACGGUAGCUAAUCAACUGAAAAAAUAUUAGCAAGGUUGUCGUUACUUUUCACUAGGCCGUGUACUUACAGACAGUAUAAGAGAUUCCCAUGCACCCACCCUCCCCGAACCACCCAAAUAAUAUUAGAAAGACAUUGAAAGUUUAUUAUUCACUCCAACCCCACCCAGAUAAAACUAUAUAAAAAUUUUAUUUCUUUCAAUCCAAACUUUAGCGGCAGCGUAACCGAAAGUUCGUUUCACUGAAUUUGUUUUUGGCUUCAACAACAUCAACUUAUUUUUGUUAUUUUUUAAUUCAUAUCGAUCUGAAUUAUAUAGUUUAUAAACAUGUCCGAAAUGUUAUCGUGAAAUUUGCAUCUAAGUGCUUUUGAUACAUAUUUUAGUUGUUGUUCCGUCCUUCUUUCACCUAACGUUUUCCAAUCUAGUUUCUUUAAAAUAUCUAUGGAGCGUAUUUCAUAUUAGUCACCCGUAAUAAUUUUUGCAGCUCAGUUUUGGAGUUUCUGAAGAUUGCCUCUUAAAGAUUCGCCACAGUUGCCCCAAAUCAUCGAGCAGUAAUCAAAGUGUGGUUGGACUAAAGCUCGAUAAAGAUGUUUAAGAGUUUCCGUUGAAACGUAUGGCUGACACGAGUACACGACGUAUGGCUUCCAUAAAAAAUUUUCCAAUAAAGAUGAUGUAUAUUUCGUGUCUUCAGAAACACAUAAUUAGACUUUUUGCUGUGCCAUAACACAUUACUGGUUGCAGAUACAAAGAUGAAAGUGCAAUAUUUGAAAUCUCCACAUACAAAUACAUCUUUGUGCAAACUUUGAUGGAUAUACCAUGUACGGGUAUGAUCAGGGUAAUGGAAAAUAGGGUAAUGGUGAAUUUAGCAUUGGCCACGCCCACUUUUUUCUUUUCGGGCCAUAUUUCGAAUUGCGAUAUCUCAAAAACUGUUGCAGCUAUGUUGCUCAAAUUUUGAACUUAAACUAUUCCCACAUAAUGUUAAUUGCCUGCGAAAUAUAAAGAAAUUUGGAGAGGGUGGGUGUCAAAUCAGUUGGGUUUUUUUGUGUUGAAAUGGCAUGGAAUUACUCCCCGAGAGACUUGGGCUUCAGUCCCCUGCUGCUCCUGGUUACAGUAAGUCUAGUAAAUAUAUACAAAUUCUGCUCUGGACGAUAUAUAAUAUUCUUAAACUUUCAAUCCUAGGAUUGUGUAGAAAAUGGUCAUAUUGAAAAUGGUGUGACAAAUGGUACUGAACAUUGUCACAAUAAUGGUUUUCAUACUAAUGGUGUUGAGAAUGGACUCAGUGAAGUUGAUGGUCAAGUAUGUUUGCUUUCUCUAAGUUGCAUUAUAUUGCUAAAUGUCGAUUUCUUCUAUUUCUUUAAUGCUUUAUCUUUAAAACCCCCUGCAGUAACUGCAGUAAAGGAAUACUGAAUGGUUUUCUGUGCAGGAUUGCGAUUUACGCUUUCCAGAAGUUGAGAAACAUCUCAAGUGCAUGAUCACGCUAUUCUGCAUGAGAGAAACAUUCAGUGAUUGUUUAAAUUUAUAAAAUAACUACUGUGAAACAAUGGUUAAUUCAUUCUCUGUAGUUAUUGUAAACCUUUGUUCACUGUUUUUGUGAAUUUUCCGCUAGUUUAAUAUACUGUUAUUGUUUAUUUCACACAUUAUUUCACACCUAGCUGACAGGUCGUUAGUCGGAUAUUUGUCGAUUUUUCUGGUCGGACAAUGUCCAACAUAUGGCUAAAUCGUGCCAUGCCUCUCAGUACCGACGACGAUUAUUUGAUAAUGAGCAUAAUUAAAAUGGUUACUGUCGUUUUUCAAAAACAAUUGAAUUCAGCAUAUGUGAAGUAUGGCAUAUGAAUUAAACGGGUCUCACCGUCUUAGCUAUAAGCAAGUAACAUAUUAAAUCUAACUACAUCGUUGCUAGUUGGUAUAUCAACCCACCAGAUUUUAGUGUUGAUAAAUUCAAUUGCUUUGAGGCACUUGUCAGUAAGAUAUGGAUGCUGAGGGCCUGCAUGGAGUAUUUUAUUAUGGGUGAUAUGAACGCUAACCUACUGUAAUUGCUUCUAAUCUGGACAAUAAUUCGCGUCGCUUAACCGAUAUUGCCGAUGUUUAUGGCCUUCAGCGACUUAUCAGUGAACCAACUCGCGCUUCUAGCUUUUCUUCUACUAUCAUUGACUUAAUUUUUACUAAUUCUCCUACUAGGGUGGUUUGCUCCGCGGUGUCUCCCACAUCAGCAUUAGUGAUCAUAGUCUUAUUUAUGUUUUUCGCAAACUUGCAGUUGGUUUAUCUAUUAAUCAUCAUUCGAUCAACUGUAACUUACAGAAAAUUUAAAAAUUUUAAUUCCGCUAGCUUUCGCCAUGACAUUUCUUCUUAAGACUGGAACUCAAUUAGUGAACUUAAUUAUCCUAAUAGCAUGUGGCAUAUUUGGAGAAACAUGUUUUUGAAUGUCGCUGACAAGCAUGCUCCUAUUCGGACGAAGCGUGUUGGUUCCUUUAAGUCACCCUGGAUUACGUCUCAUUUGAAACAAUGCAUGCACAGAAGAGAUGUUUUAAAGAUUCAAGCAAUUCGCUCAAAUGAUCCGAUCGAUUGGCGUGCUUUCAAAAACUGUCGUAAUAGUGUGAACAAUGAAAUAAAAUUGGCUAAACAAAGAUAUUACAAAGAGGCUUUUCGUGAGUGUGUAAGCAAUCCGCGCAAAAUAUGGGGAGUUAUAAAUGAACUUACAUCAAGAAAAUCUAAAAGUUCCUUUGUUAAUUAACGAGAUAAAAUGCGAAGGCGUGUCAAUAACUGAUUCGUCGGAUCUCACUGAAGCCUUUAAUGACCACUUUGUCACUGUUGGUCCAAAACUGGCUGAUGAAAUUUCGACUAGCGUAAACAAUCGCUCUCUCCUAUAUUAUCUCAGUAGUCAUAUACAUGACCAUGAACCCUUUCAGUUAGAAUAA